This is a messenger RNA of Coprinopsis cinerea okayama7#130, 672 nucleotides long. RefSeq lists its product as hypothetical. The coding region runs from base 1 to 672 and encodes 223 amino acids. Lineage: Eukaryota; Fungi; Basidiomycota; Agaricomycetes; Agaricales; Psathyrellaceae. The transcript is spliced from 2 exons. The record is from RefSeq and is a predicted model, not a curated record.
AUGGGUAUUAAUGAGGGGACCUCUGCGCACAAGCGUUCAACUCGCAGGACAGCCCUAGUUGCUCACGAGAAGAUCUCCGACCUUUACGUCAAGAAUGGGGAUCUCGACGAGCAUGCAGACUCCCAGAUGUGGUUCGAAGCGCGCGCAGGCCCCAGUUCCACCACCCUGCGUACUAGCCCCAAGUCGGAGAUUGUCAGGACCGCUCGUACUCGUACUUGUCCCUGCCCAGAAAGAAACAAGGAACUAGAAGAGGAGAUACGAGAGCUAAAAACGCGAAUCAAGGCUUUGGAAGAAGAAAAGGAAACCAUGAGAAGAGAAUGUGACGAGCUCAGGAGAACUGUGAAGGGAUGCGAAGGCGCAGUUGGAGACAACGCUCGGGGAAUGGGGCUAAUUGCCGAGGAAUGCGAUGAGCUCAAAGACCGCGUCGGGAACUGCGAGGAGCAAAUGCAGGAAAUCAAAAGAAUCCUUUUGGCCUUUUCAAUGGGUCUCAUACGCGCCGCCGACGUCGAACCGUGUUCACAAGUGCUCUCCGAUGGUGGCUAUCUCAUCCGCCGGGAGCUCAGACACCACAUCAGCAACCGGCUCCCACCAGCCCAGCUCUCCCAGGAAUUCGAGUCGCAAUAUUUCGAGUCACAGCCUGAGGAUACUCAUACAGACAACUGUCUUAUGUAG